Neocloeon triangulifer is the source of this 7045-nucleotide messenger RNA. RefSeq names its product serine/threonine-protein kinase Genghis Khan (gene gek). The record is from RefSeq and is a predicted model, not a curated record. The transcript has 31 exons. Gene Ontology annotation, biological process: peptidyl-threonine phosphorylation; actomyosin structure organization. Gene Ontology annotation, cellular component: cytoskeleton; cytoplasm. Lineage: Eukaryota; Metazoa; Arthropoda; Insecta; Ephemeroptera; Baetidae. The coding region runs from base 324 to 5615 and encodes 1763 amino acids. Gene Ontology annotation, molecular function: protein serine/threonine kinase activity; ATP binding.
AGAAUGAAUGUCGGCUAGGUGUGGCAGCCAUUUUUUUGGUGUGGGGUCACGUCCAAGUUGAUCACUGCUGCAAGUAAAUAACUGUCCUGUCAUUAAUCCCAGCGCCCAAUGCGCCUUUCAUGAGGGCGGCGUGAAUCUCAGUGUCCGAAAUUACCGGACACCGGCCUUCUCCCCGCACUGACGUCACCGCAAUUCUCUCUUUCGUUCUCUGAAGAGAGGUUGACUGGGAUGACAGUUCUGCUUCUGGGACAACAGGAUUGUGCCAGGAAGUAAAAAUGCGCUUCCCUCCUAGCUUAGCAGUUUUAUGAUAGAGUAAGAGCACAAUGGCCAGCCAAGAGCACCCAAGAACGGCAGAGACCCGCCUUCGGGAACUGGAGGCCGUUUUCUUGGGUGGCCCUAUUCAGGCGAAAGGCAAAUGCCUGUCGGUGGAAUCUCUGCUGGACGUGUUGCUGGUGCUCUAUGAUGAAUGCUGCAAUUCGUCUUUGCGGAGGGAGAAGACCGUCUCCGAGUUCAUCGAGUCAGUAAAAAAAUGUGCGACAUACGUCAAAGGCUCCAGACUGUGUCGCGACGACUUCGAGAUUCUGAAGGUGAUAGGACGAGGCGCUUUCGGAGAGGUGUGCGUAGUUAAAAUGAAACACACAGACAAGGUUUACGCAAUGAAGAUUUUGAAUAAGUGGGAAAUGCUCAAGAGGGCAGAGACUGCGUGUUUUCUGGAAGAGCGAGAUGUGUUAGUUUACGGAGAUAGGAGAUGGAUCACAAAUCUUCACUAUGCGUUUCAAGAUGAUAACAACUUGUACCUUGUAAUGGACUAUUAUUGUGGAGGUGACUUAUUGACGUUGUUGAGCAAGUUUGAGGACCGUCUUCCAGAGGACAUGGCCCGUUUUUACAUAGCUGAGAUGGUGCUGGCCAUCAACUCGAUCCAUGCCUUACGCUACGUACAUCGAGACAUCAAACCUGACAAUGUGCUGUUGGAUGCAAAUGGUCACAUUCGUCUUGCCGACUUCGGAUCCUGCCUCAAACUGUUUGAGGAUGGCACAGUUCAGAGCAACGUUGCUGUUGGAACGCCGGACUAUAUUUCACCUGAAAUCCUUAGAGCUAUGGAAGAUGGUCAGGGACGGUAUGGCCCUGAGUGCGAUUGGUGGUCUUUAGGUGUUUGCAUGUUCGAAAUGAUCUAUGGUGAGACUCCCUUCUACGCCGAGUCAUUAGUGGAGACGUAUGGGAAAAUUAUGAACCAUAAAAACUGUUUUGAUUUCCCUACUGAUUCUGGCUGUGAAAUCUCCGACAAUGCAAAAGACCUUAUGCGUAGGCUCAUAUGUAGUUCCGACAUCAGAUUAGGUCAGAAAGGCAUAAGUGAUUUCCAAAGCCAUCCCUGGUUUGCCAACAUUGACUGGGAAGGUCUGCGAGAGAGCAGUGCACCAUACAUACCUGAAGUCUCUAGUCCAACAGACACCUCAAACUUUGAUGUAGAUGACACAGACAUUAGGAUAUCAGAUGCUGUGCCGCCGCAAGCCAACUCUGCGUUCAGUGGUCUCCACCUGCCCUUUGUUGGCUUCACUUUUACACAGGGCAGUCCGUACUCCGAUCUGAACUCCGGAAUCUCUAAUGGCGUGCAAACUGUGGUUCCGGCUGAUAGUUUGCUGACAGCCAAGAUUUCUCAGUUGGAAGAGGAGAAUUCUCGAUUGGUGAAACGGUUGCAGAUGACACCAGGGUCAGCAGCAGAUGAAGUCAAAUUGUCUGCUGACGAAUUUCGGAUGCUGCAAGAUAAAGUGAUGCUGCUCACUGAGAGAAACACAGAACUGGAGACUUUGGUUCGUAGUCAGGGCAAUUCUAAUGACACAGAAGAGCUAGAUAAAUUAAUAAGUAUGCUUAGGAAGGAGAACGAAAAUGUGCAAAAGGAAAAGCAGGAUAUACUAGAGAAGAUAAAGCUACAAGAAAAAGAGCUGAAAGAUGCUCUCAGCCAAAGAAAAUUGGCAAUGACUGAAUACACAGAAGUUACGGAUAGGCUUUCAGAGCUGCGUCAACAAAAGCAGAAGCUGUCGAGACAAGUUAGGGACAAAGAAGAGGAAUUGGAAGUCAUGAUGCAGAAAGUAGACUCGCUUCGACAAGAUAUUCGUCGAGCAGAGAAGUUGCGGAGGGAGCUUGAGGCCCGAAUUGAGGAGGCGCAAGCCGAAGCUGGUAAGGAGAGGAAACUCCGAGAGAGGACUGAAGAGUAUUGCAAACAAAUGGAGGAAGAAAUGGAAAAGCUGCGCCAAAGAUCUGUCAUCAGCGGUGACCCCAACGCUCCUGGCCUCAACAAAACCACUCAGGAACUUGUCAGGAUGAAAACUGAAUUUGAAAGACUGGAGGUUCAGUACAACGAGGAGCUGGCCGCUCAGCAAAGCAGAUACAACAUUGACUGCUGCAAUUUGCGAGAACAGCUGGCAGAAGUUGAGUCUCAAAGGGAUCUGUUUGAGCGAGAAAUGCAGAUUCUGAAGGACAAGUUUGACAAGUCCCGGCUUGAGAGCUUGACUGACAGUGAAGAGACAAUAUCUGAGAUCAAGCGAAUGCAUGAAAGGGACAAAUUAAUCCUUAUCGAGGACAACAAGAAGCUCAUUCAAGAUAACAACACGUUAAGCGAUUCGAUAAAUAGGAUGCAAAGAGACUAUGAAGAUCUGCGCAACAAAAAGGAGACUAUUGCUCAAUGGGAGGCGCAAAUUAGUGAGAUCAUUCAGUGGGUCAGUGAUGAGAAGGACGCCAGGAGCUACUUGCAAGCCCUGGCAUCCAAAAUGACCGAAGAAUUAGAGUUCCUCAAACACUCUGGUGGUGCUGCACCUAAUUCAGACAAAAACUGGCGCAACAGGCGUUCUCAAAAGUUGGAUAAGAUGGAACUUUUGAAUCUCCAGAGCAGUUUGCAGUCUGAAAUUCAAGCAAAGCAGGCAAUAAGUGAGGAGCUUAGCAAGACUAGAUCUGAUCUCAUUGCAGCACAAAAGGAGCUGAGAGAGACCUUCCUGAGGCUUGAAACCUUUGCCACGGAAGUGAAGCGCAAGGACAACCAAAUGAAAGAGUUGCAGCAUCGACUCGAGUCUGGUGAAGGAUCUGCUAAUUGGAGCCGUAAACAAGGAAGAACCCACACUUCCUCUGUUUUGGACCGGCCACCUUCGCAAAUUUCAUACCUUGAUCAUUUCCUGAAAGAAUCGCCCAUUCGACAUGGUGGCUCCGUUGAAAGUGAAGAAGGAGACAUCGAGGACAACAGAGCGCCUUCUAUCACCAGCAGCAAAUCAAACUUGUCAGACCUAAGCUCACACCGAGUCAGGCGUGGACAAGAGCUGGGCUCACCAAGUGACUCCAAGAUGUUGCCGCAAUUGGCGAUGGGCAGCAUGUCAUCGAUGCGCUCAGUUGGUCCUGCGAUCGGCGUUGAUUCGCACUUCAAGCCUAAGUCUCAUCAGUUCUUGGUGCGGACCUUUUCCUCUCCUACCAAAUGCAGCCACUGCACCUCACUAAUGGUUGGAUUAACCAGACAAGGAGUUGUUUGUGAAGUGUGUGGUUUUGCUUGCCAUAUUGGUUGUUGUGAGAAAGUUCCUGCCAUUUGUCCUGUACCUGCGGAUCAGACUAAGAGACCUCUGGGAAUAGAUCCGACCAGAGGGAUCGGCACCGCAUACGAAGGAUACGUCAAAGUUCCCAAGCCCGGCGGAGUCAAGAAGGGUUGGAUCCGGCAGUUUGUGGUCGUCUGCGAUUUCAAACUGUUUCUCUACGAUAUAUCACCUGAUCGGAAUGCUCUGCCCAGUGUCCAUGUAUCUCUGCUUCUGGAUAUGAGAGACGAAGAUUUUGCAGUUAGUUCAGUGAGGGAUUCCGAUGUCAUACACGCCACCAAGAAAGACAUACCCUGCAUUUUUAGGAUUACUACAUCCCUUAUGGAAUCGAGUGGAAUGAAAAAUCAAACAUUGAUGCUUGCCGAUACCGAAAGUGAAAAAACCAAGUGGGUUGUUGCUCUCUGCGAACUGCACCGUAUUCUCAAACGAAACAAUCUUCCCAAUAGAACUAAUCUCUUUCGAAAGGUUUUCCGUGCUAAAGAUCUCUUGGAUAAUAACUUAGCUUUUAUCAAAAACGCAAUGUCUGGUGCAAUCAUCGACCCUGAUCGACUAGUCUUGGGCACAGAAGAGGGACUGUUUUGCCUCGAUUUGGACCGAAGCGAAAUUGCAAGAGUUGGAGAUGGAAAAAAGAUUUUCCAGCUGGAGUACAUUAUUGAAGAGCAGCUGCUGGUCGUUCUGGCUGGCAAGCAGAGAUAUGUGAGACUUGUACCAGUUCGAGCUCUUGAUGGCUCGGACGUGGAGUGGAUCAAAGUAGGGGAGACCAAAGGCUGCAUCUCCUUCACUACAGGGCCUAUGAAAAGAAUACCCGGAGUGGCUAACACCUAUUGCCUGUGUGUUGCUAUCAAGAAGCAGAACACAUCCCAAGUCAUAAUUUACGAGAUCACGAGAACCAAAGUCAGGCACAAGAGACUUCGAGAAGUUUUGCUUCCAACGCAGGCACAAACGCUCAACAUAUUUAGUGAUGGCCGCCUUUGUGUUGGAUACCAGUCAGGCUUCACAAUUUACAGCAUCAUGGGAGACCAGCACCCUAUGUCGCUUGUGCACCCUGACAACCAGAUGUUGAGUUUCUUAGCCUACAGCGCAGUAGACGCCAUGCUAGCCAUUGAACUAAAUAGCAAGGAGUUUUUACUCGUUUUCCAAACUCUAGCCGUUUAUGUCGACGCUCAGGGACGAAAGUCGAGGGAACGGGAAAUCAUGUACCCUGCCAUCCCCCUUGCAGUUAGCUGCCAAGGUGGACACUUGUUAGUAUACAGUGAGACCCAUGUAGACGUCUUCAAUGUGGCCACCGGUGACUGGAUCCAGACAAUUAAUGUAAAAAAGUGCUUCCCACUGGACCAUUAUGGCUCCCUCGCCAUGUGUACAGUCAAUGAUAUGCCUCAUGUCAUUUACAUCUGCAAUAUCCAUCAACCUGGAGAACUUGUGAACACUACACAGUCUGACCUCACAGGCAGGAAAAUGCCCCGACCUAAGAGACGAUUUUCUCUACGAGAGGCCAAUAAGUCUGCCAGAACGACUGACAGGAGGUCAAAACUCAUAUCUGCACCCACAAACUUCAACCACAUCAGCCACAUGGGUCCUGGAGACGGAAUCCAAAACCAGCGACUGCUCGACUUGCCGACAACUCUGGAAACUGCCGAUCACCAAACGCUUGCCUCUCCACAACCUCUUGCCACUCCUCCUAGGGGCUUCCAUUCUUUGGGUUCAUCCACAAAGUCACUCGCAGCUUCUCAUCAUUCCGACUCCAUCAAGGGACAUGCGCCAAGACUUCCACCUCAGCCACCUCCAUCUCACAAUGGCUCAUCUCGCCGAUCACUGGGUCCUAUGCGGCCAACAGUCACUCCACCCUCAUUGCCUCGGACGCCAGACAUUGACUCAGAAGCUGCCAGCUCUCACCUCUCUGCCGGCAGUGUGGGCUCUUUGCAUGACACUGGCAGAGAACUAGGUCUGAGCAGUAGUCCUAGGCAUUCAAUUGCUUCCAACAACAGCAGCAAUCCAAGUACUCCACCCAGUCCAGCGCACGAGCAGGACUCCAGUUACGACAGUUAAAAAGCUUAGUCAAUAUUCCGAACGCGGAACAAAGAAAGUAUCGUCAACAAGCGUGCUCCUCUCAUACCUCCCACGUUGCAUAAUGCCAUCUUCCACCCGAUUCCCUAGCGAUGUAGCGAAUUUUUGAUUACUAACGCGUGGUAGAAGUAAAAACAGAAGAAGUCGCCUUAAAUUUUUUUGCACCUACAAGAGCAGAUUUUAAAUUUGUUUUGUUUACGCUCGUCUGCGUCUUUAAAAUUCUCUAGCCCUUCUAAUUUACAUAACGGGGAUUUUACUACUAGUCAACUAAAAAGAAAACUGUCACAUGUACAUUAUUAUUAUUAUUUUAACAAAAUAUUAUCUGUGCUUUAUUUAUACUGUACAUAAAAAAUUGUUUUCUCAAAAGGAAAAAGUAAUUACUCAAGUCUGAAAAAUUCAAUUUGAAAAAAGGCAGUACACUUUUAAAAGAGAUGGUACAAAUACGACGAAAACUCCAAUUGGACCCCAGUGCUUUGCUUAGUCACGAAAAUUCUGGUGGUUCCCUUUGAUCGAGCAGCGGCCUCUGAACUUUUAAUUUGAAAUUCCAAAUUUCAGGGCGUUCGAAAUGUCCCUAAAUUUCUUGAAUCGUUUUACUCAAAUUUUAAAAUUUACUACCACCGCUGCCAAGAACAACUGGGAACCACUUAAAACUUAAAAAGUUGUAAGUACCAUUCCUGAGCAAGUUUUAUCGCUCAUCGACGUAUUAUACGAGACACUACUUUUUAUUCAUUGACGAGAACUUCUGCAAUGUAAUAUGAUAAACAAUUACCGAAUUCGCCCCCAGCGUAUCAUAAAAUAAAAUGCAAUUGUGUCGGUGCUAUAGUGUAUCCGUUACUUUUGGUCGCGAGCUUAGAUUGUGUGUGCGGGCCGAGUGAACAAAAGUACGACUCGCGCCCUAGCGAGACAUUAUUUUUGUUCAUUCGUUCUUUCUGCACAUGCAUAUAACACACCUACGUAGUUUUUAAUUAAAAAAGAACGACUCACCAACGCAGGUCAUGGACGAUUCAUUUGGGAAUACAGUGCAUUUUCACCCAACCCUUUGCUUUAUACACACACACUCACUGACACACGCCUCACACAUAUACACAAACACUCAUCGCAUUAAUAUUACGUAUUACUUAAUUUAUUGUAACUUUGUUUUGAAUUACUUGUUUUUUUUUUAUUGUAUCUUGUUAUAUUUCUCUCCUCUUUAGAUUUGCAUUCAGUUUUUUCGGAAGCGAUUUUUUCAACUUCCCAUUUAAUUGAAUAAAAAAAAAAUGCAAUUCUGAAUGAUGAGAGUGCCGCGUCUGUACAUUAUUAAUAAAGUCUGUCAUAAGUUAUUUAAUUCAAACAAAAGCUCGAUUAAACAAAUCAUAAUUACCUUGUCUUUGAAAUCAACCACCAAAGUAUAAAAUAAAUUAUUGUAAUCAUAU